Cloeon dipterum is the source of this 539-nucleotide messenger RNA. RefSeq names its product Ubiquitin-like protein 5 (gene ubl). The record is from RefSeq and is a predicted model, not a curated record. Bases 163 to 384 code for a protein of 73 amino acids. Gene Ontology annotation, molecular function: protein tag activity; protein binding. Gene Ontology annotation, cellular component: cytoplasm; nucleus. The transcript is spliced from 3 exons. NCBI's taxonomy places the organism in Eukaryota, Metazoa, Arthropoda, Insecta, Ephemeroptera, Baetidae. Gene Ontology annotation, biological process: mRNA splicing, via spliceosome; protein modification process.
CGGACCGGACCGGAACAUCUGAUCUUUGUUUUGUUGACGUUUUGCAGCAUUCGUGUUUCGAAUUGUUUCAAAUUCGAAGUAGGUCUGUGUGUCGCGCGUAAAUUUGCCUGCAUCCUUCUCCGAUAUCUCAACUCAAUACCUAGAGUUUAUCAAUUAAGGAAAAUGAUUGAAAUUACAUGCAAUGACCGAUUGGGGAAAAAAGUCCGCGUCAAAUGCAACACGGACGACACGAUAGGAGACCUCAAGAAGUUGAUAGCCGCGCAGACUGGCACCAGAUACGAUAAAAUCGUCCUGAAGAAAUGGUACACAAUUUUCAAGGACCACAUCACACUACAAGACUAUGAAAUACACGACGGAAUGAACCUGGAGCUGUACUAUCAGUGAGGAGCGGGAAAGCAAACAAUCACGCUGCGACAUCAGUUCAUUUGUCAUUUUAUUUCAGCUGGUUCAAACUCAAAAUGCUUUUUGUAUAUAACUGGUAACAUUAAUUAAACUUAAGUUUUCAAUAAAAUGUGGUGUGAAACAAGGCUGCGGUAAAA